This is a messenger RNA of Rhodofomes roseus, 960 nucleotides long. RefSeq lists its product as uncharacterized. The transcript has a single exon. The record is from RefSeq and is a predicted model, not a curated record. The coding region runs from base 38 to 670 and encodes 210 amino acids. NCBI's taxonomy places the organism in Eukaryota, Fungi, Basidiomycota, Agaricomycetes, Polyporales, Fomitopsidaceae.
CGUCACUGGAUGGCUCGCAGGUUGCGGGGGCGGCGGCAUGUUGACGGACGUCCUGCGCUGGGGAGCGGGGGUGGUAGCCGGAGAAGGCCGCGACAGCAUGGAGGUGGGCGAGUGGGAAGACGAGGGGCGGGAGGUGGGGUGGAUGGCUGGAGCGGGGUUGGGUGAAACGAUGUUGGAGAGGGUGGGCGUGACCGGGGAGCGGUUGACGGGGGGUGCAGACACGGGGGGCGAGGCGUGUGUGCGUGUGGACGGCGGGUGCGGCUGCAGCUGUGCUAGCGUCGGCGGCUGGGGAGUGGGCAGCGAGCCGGGCAGCGCGAGGCUCGUGAGCGGCGAGCCCGUCACGGCUGCGGUUACGGCAGGCCACGAGGAUCCGCCCUGGAAGGCGAAGUACGAGUUGUCGCGCAUGCUCGCGCUCGCCUGGCCGCUCUCGACGCCGGACGAUCGCCUGCGCAGAGGCGCAAAGUUCGAGAGGGUCUCGCGCUCCUCGGGCAUGCUGCGCCCGGCGUCCGUGUGGUGCAGGAUAUGCGAGAGCGUCGCCGGUCCGCGCGGCGUGGUCGGCGUGAACAGCGGGGUCUCCUGGGGAGGAGGGUCAGAGUUGAGGAGCACGGAAAGGUCGGUUGCACGGCGCGUCAAAGGGGUCGACACACUCGGGCUGGAGUCCGUGCGAUAGCCACUGCCCGCCGAGGACGACGAGGGGCGUGUCGGCGGGCCGGUCGGGAGGUCGAUGUGCAUCCUGAGCGGGUGUUCGUUGGGAGGAACGACGGGGGAGUUGAGGACGGCAUCGCGCACAGGAUCGAAGGCCGGCAUGAUGGGCAGUGCCUAGGCUACAGACGGAACGUGCCCGACGGUGGCCGGAAGGAUAAUUACGGCCGGGAAAGCAGCGUACGCGACGGCGAGCGCAGUGGCGGCAGCGAGCACGAGGUGGAACGAGCGGAACCCUCGGGCGGCCAAGUCGCGCGU